This is a messenger RNA of Suillus plorans, 1122 nucleotides long. RefSeq lists its product as uncharacterized. The record is from RefSeq and is a predicted model, not a curated record. The transcript has 4 exons. NCBI's taxonomy places the organism in Eukaryota, Fungi, Basidiomycota, Agaricomycetes, Boletales, Suillaceae. The coding region runs from base 1 to 1122 and encodes 373 amino acids.
AUGUCGUCCGUGGUUGGUAUUCCAACCUCUAAACUCCGCAGACGAUGCUCAGCACGAUCUCUUCGUUCCAGGGGUCAUAUCAGCAAUGAAAGUGACUCACAAUGUCCUACCAAUGUUUCUAAUAUACGAUCUCGCAAACCUACAGCUUACUGGACCAAGCAAGAAGAAGAAUUGUUCCUUCAAUUCCUACAUGAACAGAAGUCGAUCACUGAUGAUGGCAACUUCAAAACAAAGACUUUCAAUGAAGUGUCCAAUCAUCUCAAGGAGAAAUUCCCAAUGCAGAGGAGUGCUGAGAAGACACACUCGGUUUGCCAUUCAAAAUGGGCGAAUAGGGCUUCUGGGUUUACUUGGAGUGAUGAGCAUGGUGCUGGAAUUACUCUGGAGACUGAGAGUGCAUGGGCAGCUUUUGUAAAGGGUUGUGCAGCAGCAAAGUCAUUCAAGAACAAGGGCUUCCCUUUCUUUGAUCUCAUCAACAACAUACAUCUGCAUGGCAAGAGACAGGGAAACAACUCAAAUAUCUACUAUUCCCCCACAGGCUUUGACAGCAUGUCCUCCACCAUGACUAGCAGCGCAUCCAGUGCACUUGAGGCCCUUAAUCUUUCCCCGCCCACUCCUUCUGUAAAUGAAACCAACACCAGCACUAGCAUGCGGCGUGAUGCAACCACCGAGGCAACUGGAUCUAACCUGCCAAACCUAUCUUUGCCUAGCAGUGUUCCAUCCACCUUUCUCUCCAGCUCAAACACAAGUUCAGUCAUCACUAGCGUCAGUCGCAAUUCGAAGCACAGGCAUGACAGUCAAAGUGCAUUUGGCUCAGUGCCUCCUGUCAGUGGGGGUAAGUGUUCUCGACCUGUUUCAGUUGCUGCAAAGGUGCAGCAGGAGAGUAGCGAUGAGCUUGUGAGGUUCAAUAACAUCUUUGAAACGUUUACAGUGAAAUUUGAUGAUUCCCAAUCAUCAUCAAACCCAGAGUACACUCAAGCACUUAAACUGCUCCGAGAUGAUAGCACCACAAUUGGCUUAUCACCGCAGGAACGGAUGGACAUUGGGAGUUUCUUGGGGAGGAACCCGAGAGACAUCACAUUGUAUGUGAACAGUGAUGUUGAGGUCAGGGAACUGUGGCUGUGA